GUAGAGCGACAGAGACACAGUGUUAUCCACUUGGCUUGUAUGGAUAUAAGGUGGGAAAUCGCAGAAGAACCUAUCUGGGCCUCCAGGACCUGAAGGAAGCACAGCUCAAGUCCUCAGGAACAUAAGAAUUGGUGGUUAGUUCAGGUACCACAGGGAUCCACUUAGCCAUGGAAACGAAUGAUGUGCCUUCAGCUUCCCCCAACCCAAGUGGCAUCAGGGGAGGAAUCUGGGGAAAUUUUCUGUGGAAUCGUCAUGAGUCACAAUCCACAGAACAUCCUCCUCUUGGGAAAAUCCGUGACAUCCAUCAACAGGUCUGGACCCUUCUGGAUAGGACACUUAUAGCAACUCCCUAUGAAGAAUAUGUAAACCCAGUGAUUCUGGAGGUAUUACCAUGUAGAGAUGACUCCCUUCCUAAAGACAAGGGGCAGCCUAUUUACAUAGGCAUAAAGGCAUCGGGCUUCUGUCUGUGUUGUGCAAUGAGUGGAGAACAGCCCACAUUGCAGCUGGUGGAGAAGAACAUAGCAGACCUGUACAAAACACCUCAGGCAGUGAAGCCCUUUGUCUUUUACCUGAAUCGGACUGGCAGCACAGCUACCCUCGAGUCAGCUGCCUACUCUGGCUGGUUCAUCGGCACAUCUUCAGACAAAAACCAACCUGUUACUGUGACCCAAAACUUGGGAAGCCAGUAUAAUACUGACUUCUAUUUAGACAUAGAAAACCCUGAAUUGGAGCCCCAUAUCUCUGCAUAGGGUUCUCUACUUUUUGAGGCUUUUGACACACAUGAGCUCAUUUUCAUACUUAAAAUAUACCUGUAAGGAUUGGCAUUUUAAUCCAUAUUUUGCAUAUGAGGAAAUUAAGGCCCAGGCAAGUCAAGAGAUUUUCCCAAGUUCACAUAGCUGGUGACUAGCAGGUUUCCUUUAAUACAUUGAGAGCUGUUGGAACAGUGAAAUUUAUGAGUCAUCUCAUGCUCAUGGUUGCUCCUCUAGCCUUCACAGAUUCAGCAUUUGGGGAUGUUUCUCUCUAAUCAUUCUCAGAAUCUGGCAACACAUUCAUUGGUGCCAGUAGAACUCACUGGUGGUGUCUGGCAACCAUGAUACAUCCUGAUUUAGUGUCCUGAUCCUUCAUAGUCUCUUCAAAGGGACUUCAACCACAUUGGCUUUCACUUCAUUGACCACUGAAAGAGCUUAACAUAGGAAAUCAUAAGGAAGAAGUUCUGUCAGUAACUGUGUGAAUUUCAAUAAAUCAUUUCCCCUUUGGGGACCCAGUUUCUG
Messenger RNA from Trichosurus vulpecula (common brushtail), 1271 nucleotides. RefSeq names its product interleukin-36 alpha-like. The record is from RefSeq and is a predicted model, not a curated record. The transcript is spliced from 5 exons. Lineage: Eukaryota; Metazoa; Chordata; Mammalia; Diprotodontia; Phalangeridae. Bases 168 to 749 code for a protein of 193 amino acids. Gene Ontology annotation, molecular function: interleukin-1 receptor binding; cytokine activity. Gene Ontology annotation, biological process: cytokine-mediated signaling pathway; inflammatory response to antigenic stimulus; cellular response to lipopolysaccharide.